Stegodyphus dumicola is the source of this 1287-nucleotide messenger RNA. RefSeq names its product cathepsin L-like peptidase. Gene Ontology annotation, molecular function: cysteine-type peptidase activity. Gene Ontology annotation, biological process: proteolysis. The record is from RefSeq and is a predicted model, not a curated record. NCBI's taxonomy places the organism in Eukaryota, Metazoa, Arthropoda, Arachnida, Araneae, Eresidae.
AAAUUUUGUCAGUUUCUCAUCAUCAGCCUCACUUCGUAAGUUAAACAAGUGCUAGAUAAAUCCUGCUAGCGUUGUCGAAUCACAUGAAAAUGAUUAAAUCAGUUUCUUGUUUUGCUAUUCUUGCCAUCGUUGUUCUGCAGAAUGUAGAGGCAGCUACGAUAUUUGACCCUGAACUGGACACUCACUGGGAAAACUUUAAGAGGAUAUUUCAGAAACAUUACAGUGGACUCGAGGAAGGAGCAAGAAGGCUCAUUUUUGAAGGUCAUGUCAAUGACAUCGUAAAGCACAAUUUGGAGUUCGAUCUUGGAAUACACAAAUACAGAAAAGGACUCAAUGAAUUUGCUGACCUGAGCCAUGAAGAAUUUGUACAAACCAUGAAUGGAUUUAAAGGAACAAAACUGAACGAAUCCAGUUCUACAUUUAUUCCUCCCUCUAACGUUGAUUUACCAGACACAGUAGACUGGAGGCAAGAAGGUCUUGUGACAGGAGUUAAAAACCAGGGUCACUGCGGAUCUUGCUGGGCUUUCUCAGCAACAGGAUCACUUGAAGGACAACAUAAAAAGAAAACAGGGGAACUUGUUUCCUUGAGUGAACAGAAUCUUAUGGAUUGUUCGAGACCUGAAGGUAACAAGGGUUGUGAAGGAGGCCUUAUGAGUAGAGCGUUUAAAUACAUCAAGAAAAAUGGCGGCAUUGAUACUGAGGAGUCUUACCCAUACACUGCUGAGGACGGAACAUGCGAUUUCAAAAUAUCUAAUGUAGGAGCAACUUGUACAGGAUACGUUAAGAUACCAUCAGGUGACGAAAAUGCCUUGCAAAACGCAGUUGCAACUGUUGGUCCUAUUUCCGUCGCUAUUGAUGCAAGCCAGCGCAGUUUCCAUCUCUACAGUGGUGGCAUAUAUGAUGAACCAAAUUGCAGCAGUCAGUUGCUUGAUCACGGUGUUUUAGCCAUAGGAUAUGGUACCGAAGACGGAACCGAUUACUGGUUGGUAAAAAACAGUUGGGGAAUUUCCUGGGGUGAGAAUGGCUACAUCAAGAUGUCGAGGAAUAAGAAUAACCAGUGCGGUAUUGCCACUAAAGCCAGUUAUCCAUUGGUGUGAAUUUUCAGUAAUCAUUAGGUGCUCUGAAUAUGAACUUUCACAUAUUUAUAACUCAUUUUCAAGCAGAAGUUUAAGAAAUUUUCAUUUCUUAGCCGCUUUUGAAAAAUAUCGAUAUUUUAUAGUAAUUUAAUCAAUAUAUUUCUUAAAUUUAUGUUGUAUUUUAAUACGAAUAAAAACAGUAUUUUGAUGA